Contarinia nasturtii (swede midge) is the source of this 2936-nucleotide messenger RNA. It is a transcript of the gene alpha-Man-Ib, whose product is annotated as endoplasmic reticulum mannosyl-oligosaccharide 1,2-alpha-mannosidase. Gene Ontology annotation, molecular function: mannosyl-oligosaccharide 1,2-alpha-mannosidase activity; calcium ion binding. The transcript has 10 exons. Gene Ontology annotation, biological process: carbohydrate metabolic process; N-glycan processing. Gene Ontology annotation, cellular component: endoplasmic reticulum; membrane. NCBI's taxonomy places the organism in Eukaryota, Metazoa, Arthropoda, Insecta, Diptera, Cecidomyiidae. The coding region runs from base 1040 to 2890 and encodes 616 amino acids. The record is from RefSeq and is a predicted model, not a curated record.
CACAAAAUACUGUACAUUGUUGUUUAAAGUUCUUUUAUUGAUGUAAAACAAAUGGACGUGUCAUUUUGGACAAAUUUCAAUGUUGACAAAGUAUCGAAAAUUUCCCGCUUUAGCACACAGCAACACCAACAUAAACGCGCACAUACACACAGAGAGACCAAACGUUCUAAAGUACGACAUAUUGAAAUUCAUUGAAAUUGACAUAGUCAAAUGUCUGCCAUCGUCACAGAAUAUCGUCAAUUUUUUUUUCCAUCGUUCGUGUUCCAGCUCUCUUUCGCACUCUUUUUUACUAUCAUACAAAACUGUGAAUGAACGGCAAAUUGAUUCAAGAAAAUAAAGAAAAAACGAAACACCACUCAAAAACGUUGAAUGACGGCAAAAUUCCAAAUAAAUUCAAAGUACAAUUAUUGUAUACAAACAUCAGCUCGUUAACCGUGAAUGCGGAAAUAUUUCACGGUCAAUUUAUUUGGUUAAAAACUAUCUAUAAAACAAGAAUCAAAACAUUAAACUACGAUCGACCAGCGAUUGGUUUCUUUUUCUUCGCUUCACGUUGCGCUAUAACGAAUUUGUUCAUAUUGUGUGACAAAACUUUUGUUCUACUUUGACAAACAUUCGGCACUUAUUUUUAGUCCAUAUAUUCGGUUGAUAUUGAAUAGAACGAUAGCAGAAGAAAGAAAAACAUGUGUUACAUUAAAAAAACGGAAAUGUAACCGCCCGAUAUUCGCAAAAUCGACGAAAUAACAAACAACAACUUUGAAUGUAUUAAUCUGCCGCUGGACAGUACAGAACACUUAAUUGUUCAAGUUCAUUGUGUAUGCGUGCAUUUAUUAAAGAUGUCAUGUCCAACAUUCAAUUGACACAGAUUUGAAUAAGCGAAGAGACAGAUCUUCGCUGCGCUCAUCAAAAUCAUCCGUAUUUUUUAUCAAAAUUUUAUACAUCACAACAUUUCUAAUAUUUAUUUUGUGGAGUGUGAACGGGGCGCGUGUGUGUAUGUGUAUAUGUGCACGUGAGAGAAGCUGGUUUCUCUUGAUUUUUGAAUAUGCAUGGUAAAAACGAUCAUAUUUUUGUGCCAAUCGCUCCAACCGAUACAAACGUUGCGCCGGGCAAAAAGAGUUGUCGACGUUAUUGGAACCAGUUAUCACGUCUUCAACGUAAUAUUAUAAUUGUAUUGAUCUCUGUACUUUGCGUAAUACUUCUUCUGUCGAUACCGUCAAUUCAAAGUAAUGAUUCAGCCAAUAAAGAAUUAAUUUCAAAUCACAUUCAAAUAACACCGAUACGCGAUCAAACGAACAAUGAUUUGACCGCAUUUGAUGUAAGCAAACGGAAAUCCAAACAUCAAGAUGAUAAUGAAAUUCAAGUACAAGCAAAUGAUUUAAACAGCAAUCCGAUAUUGGAUGAUGCGGCAAAUGAAAAAGGUGAUGACGGCAACAAUGUGAUGGCAAAUAAUGUGAUUGACAACGUAGAAAAUGUACAAAAUAGUGCAAUCGAUGAAGGUGAAAUUAGCACAAAAGUCAAAGUGUUUAAAGGGCCAACAAAUGAUUGGCAGCGUGCUGUUGUUGGCGCUGCCAAACAUGCAUGGAGCGGAUACAAGAAAUUUGCAUGGGGCCAUGACAAUCUUAAACCAAUUUCAAUGGGAUCGCACGAUUGGUUUGGUUUAGGUUUAACCAUAGUCGAUUCCCUCGAUACCCUGUACAUCAUGAAUAUGCAAGAAGAGUAUGAGGAAGCCAGAAAUUGGGUCGAUUCAUAUUUGAAAUUCGACGUUAACCGUGACGUUAAUUUAUUCGAAGUUACCAUUCGCGUACUUGGUGGUUUACUGGGCGCAUACCAUUUGUCCGGCGAUAAAAUGUUUUUAACAAAAUCAACUGAAUUGGGUAAUAGGCUAAUGCCAGCAUUCAGUUCACCAUCUGGCAUACCAUAUUCGGAUGUAAAUCUUGGCACGAUGGUAGCACAUUCACCAAAAUGGUCACCAGACAGUUCAACAAGCGAAGUGACAACUAUUCAAUUAGAAUUCCGUGAUUUGACCCGUAUAACAAACGAUCCAACCUUUGAAAAUGCAGCGAAUAAAAUAAAUGAAAAAGUGCAUAAUUUGGAGAAGAAAAAUGGUCUGGUACCAAUUUUCAUAAACGCAAAUACAGGAACGUUUCGUAAUUUUGCAACAAUAUCAUUGGGCGCUCGUGGUGAUUCGUAUUAUGAGUAUCUAGUAAAACAAUGGAUACAAACGGGCAAAAAGACUAAUGACUUUUUGAUCGAAGACUAUAUUGCCGCAAUUGAUGGCGUUAUCGAGCAUCUGGUGCGACGAACACCAAACGAAAAAUAUGUAUACAUUGGUGAAUUAAUCAAUGGCAAAGAUUUCAAACCAAAAAUGGAUCAUUUAACAUGUUUUCUGCCCGGUACAUUGUUGCUUGGCUAUGUAAAUGGUAUGCCUGAGUCACAUUUGCAUCUGGCUCAAGAUUUAAUAGAAACCUGCUAUCAAACGUAUGCAAAACAACCGACAUUUUUGUCACCCGAAAUUGUUUACUUUAAUUUGAAUGGCGAAAGUGAAACAGAUAUUUAUGUAAAAUCAAACGAUGCACACAAUUUAUUACGGCCCGAAUUUGUUGAGAGUCUAUAUUACUUUUAUGCAUUAACCGGUAAUACGACCUAUCAGGAAAUGGGCUGGACGAUUUUUCAAGCGUUCGAAAAGUAUACAAAGGUGAAAAAUGGCUAUACGUCCAUUGGUAAUGUGAAAAAUGCUUUAAACACCCGACCACGCGACAUGAUGGAAUCCUUUUAUCUUGGCGAAUUAUUAAAAUACUUUUAUUUACUGUUCAGCGAUAACCGCAAGGAAAUCGAUUUAGAAAAAUUUGUAUUUAAUACCGAAGCGCAUCCCAUUCCCAUUCGCAACAAUUAAUUGUGAUCAUUUAACGAAUUAGAAAUAUUUGUUUAAAUUUUUAUUA